Messenger RNA from Grus americana (Whooping crane), 3299 nucleotides. It is a transcript of the gene RIC8B, whose product is annotated as RIC8 guanine nucleotide exchange factor B. Lineage: Eukaryota; Metazoa; Chordata; Aves; Gruiformes; Gruidae. Gene Ontology annotation, cellular component: plasma membrane; cytoplasm. The record is from RefSeq and is a predicted model, not a curated record. Gene Ontology annotation, molecular function: G-protein alpha-subunit binding; guanyl-nucleotide exchange factor activity. The coding region runs from base 71 to 1606 and encodes 511 amino acids. Gene Ontology annotation, biological process: G protein-coupled receptor signaling pathway. The transcript is spliced from 10 exons.
UAGGAGGUCGGGGCGCGGCGGGGUGGCGGCUGCUGCCGGAGGAGCGGGGCAAAGGCGGCGUCCGGCGGGCAUGGAGCUGGGCGCGGUGCUGGAGGCCGUGGAAGGGCGCGGUGGCGCCGAGGUCGUGGAGCGGGUCCUGGCACGGUACAACGAGGAGAAUCGGACCAUUUUCAGAUUUGAUCCAGCAGAUGAAGACAAAAGAAAGAAACUAUGUGAGGGAAUUCUAAACAUCCUUGAAGAAGACACAAAAACUUCAUGUCAAGUUGCCUGCCUGGAGGCCCUGCGGAUUCUCUCCAGGGACAAGAAGGUUUUAGUGCCUGUAACCACGAAGAGGAACAUGCAGAUCCUCAUGAGGCUAGCAAAGCUGGACACUGUGGAAGAUCCUUUGGAGAGAGUGUCUGAAUUUCCUGUUAUAGUAGAAGCUUUAAAAUGCCUCUGUAACAUAAUUUUUAAUAGCGCUAUUGCACAGAAGCUCAGUUUGGAGCUAAAUCUUGCAGCUAUGCUCUGCAAUCUUCUGGAAAAAUGCAAGGACCAACAGUUUGUUGAUGACAUUAAAUGCUUUGAUUUGCGUCUCCUCUUCCUCUUGUCGCUUCUGCACACAGAUAUUAGAUCGCAGUUGCGGCAGGAACUACAAGGGGUGCAAGUUCUGACUCAGGCUUUGGAAAGUUCCCUGAGUGUAAGAUGGACAGAAGAAUAUAAAGCAGCGGAAGAUCGUGACAGGCCUCCUUUAUCUUUGCAAGAGACGGAUUGUGCCAUUGAGGCACUAAAGGCUCUUUUUAAUGUAACGCUUGACAGUUGGAAUGUCCACAGCGAGAACGAAUCUCAUCAAUUUCGUUACAUGGCUGCCAUCCUUCGACACUGCUUAUUAACUGCGGGCCCUACUGAGGACAAAACUGAAGAGUUGCACAGCAAUGCAAUCAACCUCUUAAGCAAUGUUCCCGUUUCUUGCUUGGAUGUUCUUAUUAGUCCAUCAUCCCAAGAGGAGUCAGAUAUAAAAUACAAUGGUAUGAAUAUGGGAGCAAUUCAAAUUUUACUGGAUUUCAUGGAGAAGAGAAUAGACAAGGGAAGCAGCUAUAGAGAAGGUCUGACUCCAGUUCUCAGUUUAUUAACUGAAUGCUGCCGAACUCAUAGGAAUAUCAGGAAGUUUAUCAAAGCUCAGGUAUUGCCUCCAUUAAGAGAUGUAUCAAAUCGUCCAGAAGUUGGCACAACAGUGAGAAACAAGCUUGUGCGCCUUAUGACACAUGUUGAUCUUGGAGUAAAGCAAAUUGCAGCAGAAUUUCUUUUUGUUCUUUGUAAAGAGAGAGUCGACAGCUUGUUAAAAUACACAGGCUAUGGUAAUGCAGCAGGAUUGCUGGCAGCAAGGGGCCUGUUAGCAGGAGGAAGAGGAGAUCAUUGGUACUCAGAUGAUGAAGAUACCGAUACAGAAGAAUACAAAUCUGCAAAGCCAAACAUUAACCUUAUCACUGGUCACUUAGAAGAACCAAUGCCCAAUCCGAUGGAUGAAAUGACAGAAGAACAAAAAGAAUAUGAAGCUAUGAAGCUUGUCAACAUGUUUGAUAAACUUUCCAGGAUUAGGACCACUUUAACUGCAGGGAAAAAUGUUUAGCACCUCAAAGAAAAGAGUGAUAUGUAACAGGACUUCAGAGGGAAGGCUCUUCUGGAGAGGAUUGGACAGAAUCAGGAAGAUCUGGUGGUGAGGGGACCUGCCUCCUAAAUGGAUAGACUGAUAAUAAUGAAAAGAAUUUCUCCUUUUAAAGUAUGGGACACAAUCCAAGCCCAAGGCAAAUGUAAUCACUUUCACCAAGUCAGUGAGCAGCAUCUCAUGGUAACUACUUAUGUCUGCUGCUUAUACGAAGAACAAAUACAGUGUGAAAAUAGUUGUCACCAGAGGCAGUAAAUUAUAUAAUGGAGCAAUGAAAAGGGAAUUUACAAUUAAGAAUUAUUGUGGAUUUGUUAAAAUAAGUGUGGACUGAUUUACAAAUGAGCCUUUAUAAUUUGUUUUAAAUGACAGGUAAUGCCAUGAAAGAAAAUGGUACUUAAUGUGACAUAAAGGUGUACAUUAUUAAUACAGAAAGUUCAUUUUUAUUUUAUAACUUUUUACAUACAAACAGGGAACAGACCUGUGCUGUUAGCUACAGCUUUUUUUCCUCUUUGACUCAGUAUGCCUAGAAUUUGCUGAUUUUUCUUCCCCCAUGCUUGUAGCCAUAUUGGAGUGAUUGGUUGUAGUUAUUCUGCAUAAGAGAAGUUUUACAUUCUUGAGGAACACGUAAUGUAAUACUAAUUUACUAUUGAAGUGAGCUGUAGGAAUUUAGGUAAAUAUAUUAAGUGGACCAUUCUUCAAGCAUGGGAAAAUUCAGCAGCUACAAAUGUGUCUGUGUGUUAUGAGAGUCUGUAGAUAGUCAAAUAAUGAGAUUUCUCUCAAAUAUUGAGAGAAAUUCAGCAAACCAAGUAUUUUUACAUCUCUGUUAAUGAUUAGGAAUACAGCAAAAGAUACAGGAGAAUCUGGAUUUUAUUAGCUGACAAAGACUGAAUUAUAAGCAGGAGCGAAAGCAGGGAAGGAUCUUGGAACAACUGAUCUGAGACUGUCAGUGAAGUAAUUGGAUACUUUUUCACAUUAUUUGCAUGGAAAGCAAGUGUAGUAUGUUACUGUCUUUUUAAUAAAGAGAAGAAAAUGCAAUGCAUACGUAAUCUUAAUUGAACUGCUGUGUAAAAUGGAAUGAUUGCUAUGUCAGCUAGAGAAUUAGGAUGCUGAGCCUUAGGGGUACCACAAUAAAAUGACCAAAUGGUCUAAAACUUUUUUAAAAGGAAGAUUGAGACCGGAGAUAAACCAGGACUGAAGAAGAGUCAGUUGCUGUAGCAGUUACACAAAAAGUCCAAAUGGCGUUACUGUAGCAUAAGAGCCUUUUCAGUUUGGAGGAUCGGAGACACCUGCUGUGUUGCCGGCUACAAACUGACAGUCGUGAAGCAGCUGGUGCCCUGUGUCACUACUUAUCCUCUUGGCCAGUAGCAUUACUGGGGAUUGAAUAGAAUAGAAUAACUUUGGAAGUAAGUUACCUUGCACUUUCUGUGUCAGUUACAUCCACCUGCAGUUUCUUCUGUAGUACUUGGACUGCAAACUCUUCAGGACUGGGACUCUCUUUGUCGUAACGUUUUUGUUUGGGUUUUUCUACAGUGAUUACUGUGGGACAGUGUUGUUGAUGUGACCCCUUUAGGUGCCGUGAUAACGUGAAUAAAAUCACUUGGCUGUUCCUCGCACCCUUUUUGUUUUACUGAAAAUUGAGAUGGGGGAAAUGCUGGCA